Messenger RNA from Mercenaria mercenaria, 950 nucleotides. RefSeq lists its product as uncharacterized. The record is from RefSeq and is a predicted model, not a curated record. The transcript has a single exon. Gene Ontology annotation, biological process: DNA integration; DNA recombination. Lineage: Eukaryota; Metazoa; Mollusca; Bivalvia; Venerida; Veneridae. The coding region runs from base 6 to 950 and encodes 314 amino acids. Gene Ontology annotation, molecular function: DNA binding.
ACAGAAUGGCUUAUGCAGAAGGAUCCAGGAGAAAUUUAAAUACUCAGUGGGAAUCAUUUUUAUUAUUUUGUACUUAUUUUAAAUUCUGUCCAUUACCAGCAGAUACAGAGACCUUACAACUUUAUGCUCAAUUUUUGAGUAGGUCAUUUAAAUCUGUAGAAUCUAUUAAAAACUACAUUAGUGGAGUUAAAAUCAUGCAUUUACUUUUGGGUGCAAAAAUUGAACACAUCAAUAAUUUUUUAUUAAAUCUUUCUUUAAAAGGCAUGUCUAAAACAAAACUUCAUAUGGUUAGACAAGCACAUCCAAUGACUACAAAUCUAUUAUUGAAAAUAUAUAGAGUACUAGAUUUAUCUUCACCGGAUGAUAACACGUUUUGGUGUCUAUUUUUGUUUGCCUUUUUUCUGUUGGCAAGAAAAUCUAAUUUAGUUCCCACUACCAAAAAGGAAUUACUUAAUCCUAAAUUCUUAUUAAGUAAGGAUGUUAGAGUUACCUCCACUGGUCUUUUAAUUACUAUGAAGUGGACAAAAACAAUUCAAAAAGGUGAAAGAUUGCUUGUGGUACCUUUGACAUGUAUAAAUGGUUCUCCGUUAUGUCCAGUGAAAGCUUAUCAUAGAAUGAUUGGUUAUAUUCCUAGAUCAAUGUCCUGCCCGUUAUUUAUUUUGAAUUCAGGUAAACCAGUUUUUUAUAAUACAUACUUAAAGAAACUUCGUUCAGUCAUUGAAAUGAUAGGUCUGGACCCUUCUCAUUUUUCAACACACUCUUUUAGGAGAGGCAUGGCUACUUUGGCCUUUCAACUGAAUCUUCCAGCUGACAUCAUUCAAUUACUAGGCGAUUGGAAAUCAGACGCUUAUAAGAAAUAUCUUUAUUUUUCACUCACAGAUAAGUUAAGAUUGUCAAAAUACAUUUCUGAUAAAAUACAGAGUGAGGGUUAUGAGCAUGGAAAUUUGUAA